Trichobilharzia szidati is the source of this 3456-nucleotide messenger RNA. NCBI's taxonomy places the organism in Eukaryota, Metazoa, Platyhelminthes, Trematoda, Strigeidida, Schistosomatidae. The record is from the annotation of a GenBank genome assembly.
UUUGUUUCGACUGGUAAGGCACACGUUUUUGAGCGGAUAUUCGGUGGUCGCGUUGUUAGUGUUUAUUUGUUAGACUGUUAGUAGUUUAGCAGAUGAAGUCGUUAAAGAAGAAUAAGUCUAAGGAGUCUUCGAAGAAAACUAAAGUCAAGAAUGCCGGUGACAGUGUUGCUGAUAAGAGCUUAGAUGAAUCUGGAAAACCCGGCGAUUUUAUCCACUGUAAAGUGAGAUUGUUAGAUGACACUCAAGCUCCACUUGAAUUUACAUUAAAAAAAAGCGAUGAAGGUUCCAUUCUCUUCAAAAAAGUGUGCCAAACAAUUGGUGAUUUUGUUGAAUGUGACUAUUUUGGGCUGCGGUAUACUGAUAAAGGAAGCAUACGACAAUGGCUUGAACUAGACAAAAGUGUACAUAAACAACUAAAAGACUGCAAAUCUUAUGUGCUGAAUUUCCGAGUAAAGCAUUAUCCUCCAGACCCAGUUCAUGACUUGGCUCAAAACAUAUCGAGAUAUUUGAUGUACCUCCAAAUACGUCGGGAUUUAACUCAGGGACGUCUUUUGUGUCCGCCUGCUUUAGUUGGAAAACUCGGAGCAUUGGUUGCUCAAGCCGAACUCGGUGAUGCGCCACCAGACCGAAUAGAGACACCAAACGGAGAUGUCAUUAAUCAUGCAUCUAUGUCAUAUGAGGCUCAGUUGAAUGGAACCAGCUCUACUGAAUCUACGAAUAUUUCCAGUAUUAUCAACUAUGAUCAGUCUAUACAAGGCGAGACAAUGGAUUAUGCAACAUGUUGUGAUAUGUUACGAAAAUUGAAAAUAAUUUUUAAUCAAACACCAGAAGUAGAAGCACAAAUCAUGAAAGAAUAUCAAAAUCUUCGUGGUCUUAAGCCAGUAGAAGCAGAAACUGAACUCUUAAUGCGUGCAUCACAGUUACCAACUUACGGAAUCGAUCCUGUACCAGCUACGCCAAUGCAAAAAAUUUACUUACCUGUUUCAAACAUAACAACUGGCAAUAGUACACCAUCACCGACAACAACAACACCACCACCAACAACAACAAAUGGUGAUCAAUUCUCAGUCAACUUAAGUAGUCAACCUGUCAGUCUACCAGAAGGAGCUACAUUCUAUUUGGGAAUUACAGGUACCGGUGUAGUAACUUUUGUUGGACGCCAGAGGAGUGCUGAGUUUACAUGGGAUCAAAUUCAUCGUUUAGCUUGUGAUGGAAAACUGUUCCUUGUCUAUCUGAAAAAAGAUGGCAGUGUUGAUACUGGAAGACGAUUGUUUCGGACAAAAUAUAUUCAGCAUUCAUAUCGGUGUAAAUCGAAAGCUGCAGCAUUAGCCUUUUGGCAUUGGGCUGUUGAUCGAAAAUGUUUCUUCACUUUAAAACAAGCCAGUGAAGCAAAGAAAAUUAAACCAUCUACAAGUAUAUUCAAUCGAAGUCAUUCUUAUCGAUUUAGUGGAAGAUCUCAACAAGAAUUACGUGCCAAUGCUGUUUCUGUAGCUAAUCUUCCUCAGCCAUCGUUCAGUCGUGUUUCCAGUUUCCGUAAAGUAGCAGCCUUAUAUCCAGACUUGAAUGGUUCUCUUGGUCGAGCUACACUACCAGGUAGACUUCGGGCACCGAGUGAAUAUUCUGGGAAUCGUUUAGACAAGACUAAAACACUAGAUGAAGCUAGUCCAUUAAUGACAGCAUUCACAGAUAUGCCAGAAAAACGAAUUCCUGAUACUGUUGUUGAACAACCGUGUGAAGAAGAUCAAGUUGAUAGUUUGAAGACAUCACCUGCUAAUAAAGCGAAAAAGAUCACUGAAAGCGGCAGUCAAUCAGGCGCUGAACAGAAUUUGAUUACUCAAGCUGCUGUAGAGUCAUGGAUUGAGCCAACAAAAAUUGUCCAACAGAUGGUUGUGUCAGAAACAAAAGUUAUUCAGGCAGGAGGAGGACCUGGCAAAGAUACAGAGUCACAUAUGGUAAUUCGUAAACGUGUUGAAAGUUCAAUUCUACCUUCAGCUGAUUAUACACAAGCAGUGAAUGCAUUUGAUAAAACCUUAGAUCAACAUAUCAAUAUGCCUGAACCGAAUGAGAUAAUCAAGUCUAAAGUUCAAACUUAUAUGAAUUCAGCAAAUGGUGAAGUAAUUCGUCUAUCAUCAGCAGCAUCAUCCCCGUCUGAUGAUCAGAGAUUAAAAUCGAAUGGACCAGUCAAAAAUUAUCAAUCCUCCUCAUCAUCAUCAUCAUCAUCGACAAAAAUUCAUACUUAUAAAAUGCAAAAUGGUCAUCAACAACAACAGUCUAGUCAUGGCCAACAAGAAUCAAGUUUAAUGAAAAAAUGUGCUGUCGCCUUGACAGCAACAUCAGUCCUCAUUUUCAUUGGUGUAAUUGUUAUCCUUGAAACAACACCGGCGACAUCGAAUCAGGCGAAUGAGAAUUUCAUCUACAGUGCUGUACGAUAUAAUUCACUUAUGACUAGCUUUCAAGAAUAUGUUUACACUCCACUACGCAGAAGUAUCACAGAUGGAUUCAGCGCUGUUGUCGCCUACAUUAAUCCAUAAAUUUAUUUAAAUAAUGAAAUAGAAUAACAUUACUAUUCUUAUUAUUCUUAUUAUUAUUAACACUUCUUUCCAUUUAUUCAUUAUUAGUUUUCUCUAUUUCUGUUUGUGUGUGUGUUUGUGUGUUUGUAUGUAUUCGUGUGCAUGUGUGCGUGUUUCGCCUUCUUCUUCUCCGUCUUCUUCUAUUGAUGAAACAGUCGUCCAUAAUGUCAUCAUUGUUUAUUUGUGUUGAUAUCAUACCUCUUCGUAUUCUCACAUUCCAUACACUAAAUGUGUGUUUUGUCCACGGUGUUUUGUCCCUUAAUCUGUUCUGUGAUUUGCACGUGGAGAGUUAAUUAAUGCGCCUACACCUACGCCUGAGCCCUGAGCCUGCAUCUGAUAACUUCCUCGUCUACUCAUACUCUCUUCUUCUUGUUCUUCAUAUUUUCACCCUUUGAUAAAUAAAUGCGCCAUUUUCAAACUAAAAAUCAAAUUUAUCCUUCUAUCUCUUCAAUCUUCAUCGUUGUGCUUUUUUCGUUUUGUUUUUUGGCCUGAUUGACAUUUCUAGACAAUAAUUAUAAAAAUAAUGUUAAUAAUAAUAACAAUAAUAAUAAUGAUAUACAUGUGUCGUAGUAAUAUAGAGUACACUUGAAAAAAAGGAGUAUUCAUUUUGAUCAAUAUUCUCAUUCUUUCAUCUUUUUCAAUCCCCCCCUCUUGGGAUCACCAAUUUUGUCUCUCUCUAUCCCCUCUCUUUUGGGAUAAUUAUGAGCAGAUGAAUUAAUCUAUAUUUGAUGAUAAUAUAAAUGAGAAAGGGAGAAAUCAGAAGACGAAAAUACAAUUUCAUGAAAAACUAUGCUUGAUUAUAUUCAGUAUUGUCUGACACACACAUAUAUCGUAUGAAUAACAAAGUAACAAAGUAACUAACUAACACCCUACUACAUUGUUGUUG